AUGGGUUCGGUGCAGCAGGUGACGCACCGACCCCCGCCCAUGAGCAGCCAAAUGGUCGUCACCGCCGCCCCUCACGUCGGUCGGCGACCCGCGCAAGCGGUCUAUGCGCAUGGACCGGGGCCACAAGGGCCCCACGGACCUUACGGACCCCACGGACCCCACGGUCCCUUUGUGAUGCAGGGCAUUUCGCCGUUGACGGCCACGGUGGCCUCGUUGCCGGUUCCCAAGGCCGAAGUGCGCGAAGUGCGGCCCCUCGACCGCCGCCCCGCGGCGCCUCCGGCGACCGCGCCGGGGCCCCGCGCGCCCGCGGCGGUUUCGGCGCCAGCGCAAAAGGCGCCGCGGAAGAAGGCGCCGGUGGAGGUGCCGGUGGAAGUGGUGCCCUCCACAGCGCGGCCGACGUUCGUGCCCCCGUACAUGCCCAAGCGCGUGCUCACCACCCCCUCCGUGGAGCUCAUGGACCCCCCCACCGCGAAGCAAUACAUGGACAAGGACCCGGAUGGCACCAUCGUGAUCGACCUCCGGGAGAACGACGAUGACGUGAUCCACGGGGCCUGCUCCGUCUCAGUGAAGGAGGUCAUGGGGCGCCUGCACUACUUCCUGCGGGCCUUCGCCAACAAGCGCCUGGUGGUCUUCAUGUGUGAGUUCGGGGCCCAGAUGAGUCCCAACUGCGCCAACUUCUGGAAGUCUGUGGCCGGGCAGCAGCGGGUGGGCGUGGUGGUGGACGGGUUCCGUGGCUGGGAGGCCUUCCAGUUGCCGGUGCGGCGCAAGGUGGCGCCGGGGACGCAGAAGACGCCGGUGAAAGCUGCGCCCAAAGCACAGCCGCAGCCCGUGCCGGCCGGUCCCGGCGCGCAGCCGGUGCCGCAGGUGGUGGCGAAAGCUGCACCUGCGCUUCAGGCGCCGAAGGCCGCAGAGGUGCCAGCUUCCGCAGCUCCCGCGGCGGCGGUGCCGGUGCCGGCCACGCGCGCGCCGAUGCCGGAGAAGGCGGAGUCUUCGCCGUCGCGGCCGCAGAUUCCCAGCCGACCCUGGGUAAGGCCGGAUGAUGUGGACAUGGUGGUUCAGCCUGAGAACGGCGUGGAGUGCUUUGACCCCCUCGUCAUCAAGACCAUGCUGUCCACCAAUCAGGGCCUAUUGGUGGACAUGCGCGACCCCCUGAAGGAUCGGCGCAUCGGGUUCAUCGAUGGGUCUUUGAACAUCCCUGCGGUGACCACGGACGAGAAUGGGCAAAUCGUGAUGCCCUUCUAUCAUCAGAUCGAGCAUUUGGCCAAGGAGUGGUCUCAGCUGCCCUUGGUGGUGCUCUAUUGCCAGCACUCGCUGCACCGAGCCCCACAGACGCUCGGUGUCCGCCCUGGGAAUGGCUGGGAGGGUUAG
Molecule: messenger RNA, 1368 nt
Organism: Effrenium voratum
Lineage: Eukaryota; Dinophyceae; Suessiales; Symbiodiniaceae
Source: the annotation of a GenBank genome assembly